AUGUCUGUGGUCGUUCUGGCGUUGAUACUAUCGGGGAUUGUUGUGGCCCACUCGGCCCCGACGGAGACUCGUUCGGGAAAGAAAGAGUUGAUACCAAUAUCAAUCGUUAUGCCGGGAAUGGAAUUCCCCAGGGACUUCGACGGCGAACACCUUUUGCAUGUUAGCGGCAGCAAAUAUUUCCUUCUAUCACAUGAUGAUCUGACACAAACAGAUCAAGACGCAUGA
Penicillium manginii is the source of this 225-nucleotide messenger RNA. RefSeq lists its product as uncharacterized. NCBI's taxonomy places the organism in Eukaryota, Fungi, Ascomycota, Eurotiomycetes, Eurotiales, Aspergillaceae. The transcript is spliced from 2 exons. The coding region runs from base 1 to 225 and encodes 74 amino acids. The record is from RefSeq and is a predicted model, not a curated record.